Anopheles funestus (African malaria mosquito) is the source of this 2128-nucleotide messenger RNA. Its product is annotated as phenoloxidase-activating factor 2-like. Gene Ontology annotation, molecular function: serine-type endopeptidase activity. The record is from RefSeq and is a predicted model, not a curated record. NCBI's taxonomy places the organism in Eukaryota, Metazoa, Arthropoda, Insecta, Diptera, Culicidae. Bases 218 to 2059 code for a protein of 613 amino acids. Gene Ontology annotation, biological process: proteolysis. The transcript is spliced from 2 exons.
UUGCGAUACACUAGCACUGCUCCGAGCUGUUGAAAUAUUUAGUGGUAUAACUAUAAACAAUAUCAACCCAGGCCGAUCUUCAUCAAUUAUAAAAACUAUAAACAAUACCAAGACAAAAGUUCCCCGCCAGCAGUACGUAAUAUGUAGAUUCUGUUUGAAAUACUGUGUAGAUACUGUUAUCAAUAACGUGCUGGUAAAAACCCCGGCACAUGGACGAAUGAAUCUGCCACUGUAUCGCUUCAGUGUCUUAUUGAACAUAAUGAGUGAAAGGUGGUGUUUCGUUGUUAAUUGUGCCUUUGUGGUUAUGCUGCUAGUCGGAUAUUUCCCGACACGUACAACACAGGCAACAGUGGGCGAUCGCCAACAAGAGCAAUGUAUUACGAGUAACAAUAAGGCAGGUUAUUGUAUGCUAGCGGAACACUGCGAUGAGUCGGAAAAGAUUGAUCUGCGGAGUACAACCUGCACUAAUCCCUCUCUACACUGCUGCCCAAUAGUCACUGUGCCAUCGUGGAGCAGAAAGCAGCAAUACACCGAAUGCGACAGUAAUAGAGGAUAUUGUGUAAAAAGUGACAUGUGCAAAGUUCGUACAUUCCGAUUACGUUCGAACAGAUGCCCUACGAUCGAGGAAGUUUGCUGUCCCAAAAGUGCGUUCCAGGAAGAAGCUCCACAGCAAACUGAAAUCGCUGUUACUGCUAGCAUUCCUAGUACAACUAUUAGUAGCACCGCUACGAGCAGUGUAUCUACAACUAGCGCUGUAGCUACAACAGAUGCUACUACCAUUAACAUUGCAACUACCACUGCUACUACUCCAGCUAGUACUGUUACUAUCACUACAACUCCAAAACAGGUGGUUUCAUCAACGAAUAUCAUUGAAAAGGUCGAUUCUGCCGCUAUGACACGUCAACCAGAACAGACAAAUGAGGAUUGUAUUCAGUGUCAGGCAUUGAUAUCAUCUGACAGUGCUUCAACAGUUUCCACAGAAUCUGAAAGAACCACAGCGACGACAACCGAUCCGAUCCCUUUGGCAACAACUCAAUCUUAUAAACAGGAAAACAUCACAGAAACUGUCCUUCCAACGAGCUUGGAUAAAAAUGAUUUUCUCGAAAAUACAAUUGAUACCCCUAGCGCUUCAACACCCUCUGCUACUGUCACGUCAAACACCAUGUCCCCCCUACUGCCGAAUUUCGACCCCGAUAACUUCUCCUAUAAAACAUGUGGAAAACGAAACCCGAACGGUGUUGUGAAGCACACGAUCUCCCAAGAUUAUCUCGCUGAAUAUGGAGAAUUUCCUUGGAUGGUCGCACUGUUGGAGCUACCGGAAAAGCGCUAUUGCUGUAAUGGUGCGCUCAUCGACAAAAACGCCAUCUUGACAACAGCUCACUGUGCACAACAUUGUGGAGAAAAAGUAGCGAUACGAGUCGGUGAAUGGAACAUGAGCUCAACAGCUGAUAUGGUGAUUCCACGGAAGGAUAUUGAAGUAAAACAAAAGCACAUGCAUUCCGACUUUAAAUCCGACCUGACCAACAACAUUGCCGUGCUGGAACUAAAAGAAUCGGUAGAAUACCAACCAACGAUACAGCCGGUGUGUCUGCCAUCCGCGGAGUAUACGUUAAAUAACUAUGAGAACCUGAUCGCUACCGGAUGGGGUGAUAUGGUUGCAGGGAAUGCGUCGUCUAACAAAAUAUUAAAACGGCUUGAUCUGCAACACGUGGCGAGAAGUACUUGCGACGAGAAGCUGAAAAAAAUACAAUCGCCGUUUAAGUUUAAUCUACAUCAGAGUUUCGUAUGUGCCGAUAUCAAUCAUCGGGAUAAGGAAAGACCAUGCGAAAGGGAUGCUGGAUCGCCGGUUGUUGUGCAGAUUCCCAACACGGAUGAGGCUUACUAUCUGUACGGUUUGGUGUCGUGGGGUUAUAGUUGUAAUCAGAAGCGGAAUACGUACACCGUACUAACGGAUGUGGGCCUUUUCCGAGACUGGAUAGAUAACACACUUCAAGUCAAAAUAAAUAAAGCGAAAAACCGCAAAGGAAUUCCAAAAGGAACGCAAAAAGUGAGACAGUAACGGCAGUAACAAACACUAAUUCAAAAGCAAUAAAUAGUUAGACAGAAAUGGCAGUAAUAUACUCCACUA